AACCCAUCAAAUCUUGCAAGACAAGAAACAUCCUUACUUAACCUGAAUGUACCUUUCAUUUGAUAUCAUGGAGAAUUUUAUAAAAGAAGACUUGGACCUUUCUACAAGCUCUUUUAAAAGCAACCCACCCAACACAACAUCUUCUCAGUUAUGCAUCUUUUGCAAAAGACAUUUCUUUUCAGUGUCCAUGGAUAUGGCUUUAUUCUUGUUGAUGAGCCAUUACUGAUUGGGGCAGCAGAAAGUGAAGAUACCAUUCUUUUUAUACCUUUAAAUACACCACCCCAUAAUAGAAGGUCUCACCAGCCGUGGCAAGAAAGCAAAUUUUCCGAGCUCUGACAGUAGAGCUCAUUCACCACUCGUUUUUGCAGACAAGUCGAUCAAAGAAGUUCAUCAACAAUGAAGAACCAACACCCAGAACAUGUCAUCGGUAUCCCGGUCAGCUCAUCAGCAUACCCGGUUGAGGGUUCAGGAAAAGGAUAUUUCCUUGAACCUCCUACACGACACCAGACUCCCUCUCCUCCCGAUCAAGGAGAUUCAGUGACUGAUAGGAUGAACAAGCUUGGGAAGAAGGCUGACAGUUUUGUAAAUGGAGUUCGAGAACAUGUGAGAUUAGCACCAAACAUCUCUGAAACUGUGAAGGGAAAGUUGAGCUUAGGGGCUAGAAUUCUUCAAGUAGGCGGGGUGGAGAAAAUUUUCAAGCGACUUUUUCGGGUUAGAGAAGGAGAAAAGCUGUUGAAGGCUUCCCAAUGCUACUUAUCAACAACAGCAGGUCCCAUAGCAGGCCUGCUCUUCAUCUCCACGGACAAGAUUGCCUUCUGCAGUGAGAGAGCAAUCAAAUUCUCUUCUGCAAAUGGGGAAUUGGUUAGAAUUCACUAUAAGGUCCUGAUUCCACUAAGAAAGAUAAAGAUAGCCAACCAGAGUGAGAACACGAAAAAACCAUCACAGAAGUACAUAGAAAUAGUCACUACAGAUAAUUUUGAGUUCUGGUUCAUGGGAUUCUUGAACUAUCAGAAAGCAUUCAAGUAUCUUCAACAGGCACUCUCUCAAGCUUAAAACCCACAUAUAAAAGUAAUUCAAGCAGAAGUUGUUUCUCCCCCUCUGCUUCACGUGAUGUAUUACAUGAUAUGAACAAAGCCCAGCACAGUAAAAUACUUUGUAUAAACUUUUUGUGAAUGAGAAAUUGAUCUCCAUAGUCUUUUGUUCUA
Messenger RNA from Vitis vinifera (wine grape), 1205 nucleotides. Its product is annotated as GEM-like protein 4. NCBI's taxonomy places the organism in Eukaryota, Viridiplantae, Streptophyta, Magnoliopsida, Vitales, Vitaceae. Bases 397 to 1053 code for a protein of 218 amino acids. The transcript has 4 exons. The record is from RefSeq and is a predicted model, not a curated record.